Messenger RNA from Carassius gibelio (silver crucian carp), 1198 nucleotides. RefSeq names its product beta-1,3-galactosyltransferase 2-like. Lineage: Eukaryota; Metazoa; Chordata; Actinopteri; Cypriniformes; Cyprinidae. The record is from RefSeq and is a predicted model, not a curated record. Gene Ontology annotation, cellular component: membrane. Gene Ontology annotation, molecular function: N-acetyl-beta-D-glucosaminide beta-(1,3)-galactosyltransferase activity. The transcript has a single exon. Bases 1 to 1083 code for a protein of 360 amino acids.
AUGCAUCACAUUAAAAAGACAUUUAUUCUGCUGCUCACAUUAUCAUUUUUAUUGUCUGCGGUUGUUUACGUCUCUGAUUUCUCUUUUGAGACAACUACGUUCACUCAAACCUGGUUGACUAAAGUCAUGAAUUGGACUCAUUAUAAGGUAAUUAACAGCACUUUGGUUGGUCAUACUGAAAAGGAUUUAUUAUUUUCACUUUUGCCAAAUCAACAAAUCCAACGAAGAGCAUCAACUGUUGCACAAACCACAGACAUUCCUAUCUAUCAUCAUGUGGCCCACCCAAGCAACUAUCAUUUUAUUCUGGAUGAACCUGAUAAAUGUAGACAGUGGGAUCCGUUCCUGGUCUUUAUGGUCCCUGUGGCGCCCCAUCAGGUAGAGGCUCGUAACGCCAUCCGGAGCACAUGGGGGAAUGAGAGCUCAGUGCAGGGAAAAGCAGUGCUGACUCUGUUCUUCGUGGGUUUGACUGGAGGACCUGAAGCUCAACAGAAGCUGGAGGAAGAGAGCCGUCAACACAGAGAUUUAGUGCAGAGCAACUUUGUGGACUCCUACUUCAACCUGACCAUAAAGACAAUGGUGAUCAUGGACUGGUUGGCCACUCGUUGCGCUCAAGCUAAUUUUAGUAUGAAGGUUGAUUCUGACAUGUACAUAAAUGUGGAGAACCUGAUGAGCCUGCUAUUGGCACCCAACACACCCAGAGAGAACUACAUUACAGGCUAUAUGAUGUGGGACCGGCCUGUUGUCAGGAACAAAAACUCAAAAUGGUACGUGUCAGAGGAAUUGUACCCUGAACCGAUAUACCCCACGUACCUGCAGGGAAUGGGAUAUGUUUUCUCCAAUGACCUGUCAGGAAAAAUAGUUGAGGCUUCCAAGAAAGUAAAGGCCUUUAACAUUGAGGACGCAUAUGUGGGCGCUUGUCUGAAACAGUUAGGCAUUGCACCCUCAUCUCCUCCAGACCCUUCACAGUUUAGAGCAUAUAUGGGACAAUACAAGCGAGAGGAUUUUCUCAGAGUUAUUACAACAAUCCUGGGAUCCCCGCAGCAGCUAAUAGACAUUUGGAAGGAUCUAAAGAAGCCCACAUAAAAGCACAAACAAACAAAAAGGAGAAACAGAUUUCUGUUUUAAAAGACAGGAAACAUGGUAAGUCUAUUUAAGACUUCAUUAAAUUAAUAUUUUCUAAACGUCUGACCGCUGAAUC